GAGUCCAGGGUGAGAGGCGCAUUGGGUUCACCCCUUAUUGCAGCUGUCACCCUGGACUCCAGGCAGUGAUGUCUAGGUUGCCAAUAUGAAGGUGACUCCACACUUAGGGUUUCUAAUUGUGGAGUCAAAAGAGGGGUAAUUCCACAAUUGGGAAUUUAAGGUUAUGUUGACACCUUGUACAAAAUGGAGUCUCUUUAGAGUGACGUGUCAACUUAACCUAAAAAUCUCUAUUGUGGGUACUUCCUUAGAGAAUGGGUUAUUUAGGAACCAUCAGAAGAAAUGCAAUGCCAUACUGCAUUAGUCGCCAAGGGGUCCUAUCAAAUGAUGAUAGGAAAUGGUGGCAGGAGGACGAUCAAGAGAUGAGGCCGAUGACGAGAACGUGAAGCUGGUCCAAGGAUGCCGCGCCAUCAACUUUCGGAAGAUGGGAUUUCUAAUCGGAAAUUCCUAAAGAUCUCAAAGACAAAAUAUGAUGGUACAUGAAAAAAGUGUCACAUUCUCCUAGCCUUCAGUGUGUGGGGGUAUAGAGGAGUGUGUGCUGUCAUCAUUCUGAUGGAAUCUCUUAUGGGCAGUUUCUAGUCCAUUUUGAGAAUUGGAAAAAUGGACAAAGAAGAGAAUAUAAUCCUAAAUCAGCAGGAUUGGAAAUGGAUCAUAGAAAUUUUAAAGGACAGACAGGACAAUACAAAGGAAGUGCCACCCCCUCCAGUUUUGGUGUUUUGAUAAAGGAUUUAUAUCAGCUGGUCCAGAUAAGGUUUUAAAGGACGAAAAGGAUCACAGCUUCGAGGAGGAUUACUGUUGGCGGAAUGAACCGACCAUCGAAAGCUGUGACCCAGGUGAAGAAAGUGGCACCACCGGCGGUCCCCGAUGUAUUCCGGCAUUCCGGCUCGUCCUUUGGUUCAGCAGGAUACGCGAGCAGUGAGGAUGGAUGCUUUUUGUCGAGCGGCACAGGAAGCGGAGGCGCUGGCGAUGACGGCUCCUAUGGGAUGCCAUCGGGAAAGAGUCCAGGGCCAAUUUUCACGCACCCUGGUUUCGCUUUCCCACCGAUCGUCGGCAAAUACGCCCACGCCGAGGAUCAAGGCAUCGACAUGACACAAAGCCCCGGAAGAGAUAGUCCUGGGAGUUCUGGUUCUGGAUCUGGUUCAAGGCACUCGACAGCGUCUCUUGAUUCUGGAAGAGCUUCUGGAUAUCAUUUAGGUCCCCGAGGACACGGCACACUCACAUCAUCACCAAGAUGUUCCAUUAGUUCACUUGGAAGUCAUCCCGACCGACCUGGAGAUCUCGAUGUUGUUCAUGCUUGGCUAACCGAGCUUCAAUUCGAGGAGUACUUUCCAUUAUUUGCUUCUGCUGGCUACGAUCUCGCUACUAUAACUCGAAUGACCCCCGAGGAUCUCACAGCUAUAGGUAUUAAGAAGCCGAACCAUAGGAAACGACUGAAGGCGGAAAUAGAUAAUUUAAAUAUAGGAGACGGUCUGCCAGAACAUGUUCCGGGUUCAUUGGAAGAGUGGCUGAGGUUAUUAAGACUCGAGGAAUAUCUUGGUGCUCUUCAUCAACAGGGUAUGCGUUCCGUUGAGGAUGUUACGACUCUCACGUGGGAGGAUCUCGAGGACAUUGGUAUCGUUCGACUUGGUCAUCAGAAGAAACUUCUUUUGGCGAUUAAACGAGUUAAGGAUAUUCGUGCCGGUAAACGAAUUCAACCGUUGGAUUUGGCUCGACUUCCACCACAUCCAGGACAAACGCAGGAUGUUGUCAUUCAACGUGGUGGUUCUGACUUGCCAUCGCCCGAUGAAGACUGCUCGUCGCCGGUAUUAAGAUCUUUCCAAAGAGCCGGCAACGAAAACAAUUCGAACGCAACGUGGAGGAGCAUGUAUGCCGCACUACCAGCUGGGCUGGAUUAUAAUACAGUUGGUCGGGGGAAUUCGCGAGGAAAGUCUCUCGAAAGUUUAGAAGACGCUCCUGUUACUUAUCCACCAUCACCCGCACCCGUGUCACAUCCUCAACCCGUCGAUUGGAGGCCGCGAAGUUAUGAAGACGGCGAUUUAACUCCAACCAACGAAGGCUCUAUCAUCGAAGUUGGAGGUGGAACUCUUCCCAGACCUAGACACUGUCUCGUUCGACCCCGACCCGUUGCCAAGGUUGUAGCAACACCGGGACAAUUUAAAUCACUGCCACGAGAUUUUGUUGAUAAUAAAUAUCAGCUGACGUACGGAUUGGAAAGUAGUCCUAACUUAUCGAAACGACGUCCUCCAUCACCGCCGAGACGACAGAGUUCCAGAGAUAUGGGAACAAAUGUUGGCGGUGGUAAUAAUGUAGGCGAUGUUGUGAUAGAUUGCAGUGGUCCCGUUCCAACUGCAACGUGCGAUGAUCAUCAUCUUCAUCACCAUCAUCAUCCGCCACCACCUGCACCAGCAGCGCCUCCAUCGACACCGCCGCAACUCAGUAGGCCGCCUUCCUCCAUGUCACGUUCCUGGGGAAGUGUCAGCGUCAGUGUCAAUGAAGAACACGAGCUCAUUGCCACUCUUGCCCUGCAGCAUCGUAAUGGAUCCGACGCUAGUUUCAAAUCGAGCUCUAGCACGGAAUCGGAUUCUCUGCCGUUCGCCAACGAGAAUGCCGGUACGAUAAAGCAGAGAGCGGCAAGGGCCCAGGAAUACGUUGGAAGUGCAGGCACAAUUGGAAAUAAUUUGGUGAAUCAUCAUACGAGUGGUGGAGAGCCUGCGGACGUUUUAAAUGAUAUCGGUAACAUGCUGACAAAUCUUACGAAUGAGCUGGACGCGAUGCUCGAGGAGGAAAAGCGCCAAGGCCUGAAUUCAUAAUCACCAUCUGCCUUCGUUCGCAUUUUUUGUAAUUUCAAGAAUGUUGCCAUAUAGAAUGACGAGAAUACCAGACUACAAAAAAAAAAUAAUUUUCUUUUUGAUCUUGUCGACGUAUUUUACAUUCCCGAAUCACAGUUGUAAUUGAGAUGAGGGGCUAAUGAAGAAUCUGGAGGAGUGGAUUAGGCACAAUUUCCCCCCCAAACUGAUACACAGAGCUUAUUGACUGACUUUUUGAGGGACAUGGAUCCCAUUUUUUUGAAACAAUACCGAAUUUUCAUUUCUAUUUUUUAUAGAAAGAAGAAGAAAAAAACUUUCAGUGCUAUUGCACAAUUAUUAGCAGAUUAGAAAACAAUUUUUUCUACUUUCAAUUUUUUUCACUCUAGAGAGUGAAAAUCACGUACUUAAAAAGUGAAUGAAGAGCCAAAUUCCUUGGAUAUAAGUCUUUUGUACCACAGACUUUUCUUCCUCAACUUCCUUGAAAAUACCUCCAAAUAACAGUUGUUGUUCGCAGUAAGUGCCCUUUUUCUAAAAUUUCUUUUCUACAAUUUAAUUAAAUAACUCUGCCUUUUUAGAAAUUGUUUGGAAUUUCAAAAUUUCUCUUUGUUUACAAUUGCAAACAAUUUUUAUUGUUUAAAUUUUUUUUCUAUUUGCUUAAGAUUGUUUUAGUUCACAAGUGUUUUUUUCAAUUAUUCCAAAUAUCCGAAACUUCCAAAGAAAAAAUUUCCAUACUUCGUGGACAUUUCGAUGUGUUUCCAACAUCCGUCCCCUAUAAGUUAACUUCAAUUAAUGUACUUUUUAAAAAAUGUCUCAAAUUUUCGUUGAAAGAAAACGAACUUUAGUUGAAAUUUGUUAAAACUUGAAAGAAAAAAAUAGUUGAAACAAUCGAGGCAAUAAGACUAGAAAAAUAUAUUACUGAAUGCCAAUUAAUAUUUUAUACAUACCAUUUAAAUCGACACUGACACUUUUUGCUAUUGGACAACAACAAAAAUUGCAGAUCGUCCGGAAUUCGUCGUUGCGCAUUUAAUCAAAAAAAAGCAAACAAAACGAGAGUGCAGAAUAACAGAGUAUUAUUAUAGAAAUAUAAUCGAACUGAGUUUCGUAAUUAUUUAAUAAUCGAACUGAGUUUCAGACGUUCUGCCCUGUCGUUAAAAUUCGAGAUGAAUCGCAUUUAACAGAAAAAGUUUUAGCACCACUCCUCAGAUUAAAAAAAAAAAAAGAGUUGCGUCUCAGCGAGAAGACAAAAACACAAAUUUCGUUUCAACUCUGAAAAAAAACGUAAACAUACACACACUACUUAAGAUAAACUUAUCGUAAGAUUAAUCGAUUAAAAAUUCAGCCCGAUCAUCUCGGACUGCGGACUUGUCUUGUUAACUAUUGUAGGUGUAUAGUUAUAUAUUAUAGAUACCAUGCGCUAGCAGUGAUUUUGAGAAACUCAUAUCACGACGAUACUAAAAAAAAAAUGGACCAGCUUUUUACUUUAUUCACUUAAAUAAAAAAAUUUUGUAAAAGCUUUCCUAAAAUGGGACGACUUUCUAUCGUA
Molecule: messenger RNA, 4347 nt
Organism: Leptopilina heterotoma
Lineage: Eukaryota; Metazoa; Arthropoda; Insecta; Hymenoptera; Figitidae
Gene: ckn
Product: caskin-2
Exons: 9
Coding region: 801-2807 (668 amino acids)
Biological process (GO): cell surface receptor protein tyrosine phosphatase signaling pathway; axonogenesis
Cellular component (GO): axon; focal adhesion
Molecular function (GO): protein phosphatase binding; signaling adaptor activity
Source: RefSeq, a predicted model, not a curated record